Acanthosepion pharaonis is the source of this 513-nucleotide messenger RNA. The record is from the annotation of a GenBank genome assembly. NCBI's taxonomy places the organism in Eukaryota, Metazoa, Mollusca, Cephalopoda, Sepiida, Sepiidae.
AUGCUUCUUCGGUAUGAUCUUUCUUCUUCAACUCUACUUUUAUUGUACAUUGUCAGAUUUACAUUUUCUACGUGGAUCAUCAUCUUGUUUUCAUUUUCAAGUUCAUUCUUUUCUUUAACCUCUUUCUUUGCUUCGCAUCUACUACUCCUUUCUUCUUCUUCUUCUUCUUCUUCUUCUUCUUCUUCUUCUUCUUCUUCGACUUCUCCCCCUACUACUACUACUGCUACUACUGCUUCUUCUUUUACUACCACUGCUGCUACUUCUUCUGCUACUACUCGAAUUCUUAUCUUUGACGAAAUUCCUCUUUUUUUCUUCAAGUCUUCAAAUUCUUCUUCAGAUUCUUCUACUUUUAUAAAGUCUUAUUCUUUCCCUUUUCUUCUCUUUCUUCCUAAAAUUACGUUUCUUCUUCAAAUUCGUUCUUUCUGCAUUUCAAAACAUCAUCAAAUCCUUCUUCAAAUUCGAAUUCUACUUUUGAUGUUUUUUCGCAAUGACAUCACAUCUUUCUUCAUAUAA